AUGGCCUGGAAGACCCAAAAUGCCAAGUUCAGCAUGGAAGAUUGGCGCGGAGGCUACGGCAGCUCCCACACCCUCAGGGCCUUCCUCAUCCACGAUACCACAACCCCGGCUGCCUACCCAGCGCAAGCUCACAGACACACCACCCAAUCAUGGAAGGCAUGGCCUCAGCGUUGCUUCCAGCAAAGACACUUUGGCGGCAUUGCGCGGUACGUACCCGCCUUAGCGCAGUCUCUAGUGCUGGACGUGCUGGACUGGCGCUCGCAGCCACUAGACGGCCGGGUUCUGAACCAGCCAGACCCCCGCUUGUCGACGUCACCCAAUCGAAUGAUUUGCGGGGUAAUCAAACCAGCCGCCAGAGGUGGGAAAGAGCGACGGGACGUUUGA
This is a messenger RNA of Colletotrichum tamarilloi, 384 nucleotides long. RefSeq lists its product as uncharacterized. The record is from RefSeq and is a predicted model, not a curated record. NCBI's taxonomy places the organism in Eukaryota, Fungi, Ascomycota, Sordariomycetes, Glomerellales, Glomerellaceae. The transcript has a single exon. The coding region runs from base 1 to 384 and encodes 127 amino acids.